Molecule: messenger RNA, 417 nt
Organism: Pygoscelis adeliae (Adelie penguin)
Lineage: Eukaryota; Metazoa; Chordata; Aves; Sphenisciformes; Spheniscidae
Gene: INSL5
Product: insulin-like 5
Exons: 2
Coding region: 1-417 (138 amino acids)
Cellular component (GO): extracellular region
Molecular function (GO): hormone activity
Source: RefSeq, a predicted model, not a curated record
AUGAGGGGCCCGGUGCUGGCGCUGGCCUUGCUCGCUCUCCUGAUUGCGGCACGUGAAGGAAAAGGUGAAGGAAACACCGUGAAGCUCUGCGGGAGAGACUUUGUCAGAGCCAUCGUCUUCACCUGCGGCAGUUCUCGGUGGAAAAGGCAUUUGACUGAUUAUGGCUACCUGUUUGAGAGUGAAAAUCCCCUGCCUUUCUCACAAGAGAACAACGGUUAUGCCGACUCCUUGAUGUACACAGACCAGAGGCUGGAGGCUGACAGCGAAGAAAUCCACAACGUCAAGCCCGAGACAGAGCGAGACUUACAAGGCACCAGGAAAAUGUCUAUGCUAAAAAAGCGCGAAGUAGCCAAGUUGCUUACCACAUCCUGCUGCAGCAUCGGCUGCAGUGAGAGAGAGAUCCGUUCGCUGUGCUAA